ACUUCCAUCUUAGCCAUGUGGCUAUGACCACAAACGACUACACGACCGAUCCGCUUGUUUAUGCAUCAUAAUAAUAUUGUGCAUGUUCAGACCGAGAGCAAAAUGUCGCAGUCCGUGUCCAGGUUUCAAGCAGAGGUGGCGGCCGUCAUGGAGGUGUUACUGAAGGUGGCCGUCGUGGAGAUAACGAAAGUUUUCGAAGGACGCGCACUGGAAUCCCAUGGCUGCACGGUCGACAGAGAAGCUCAGAUCACGGAAGAUCUCCCUGACAUCAGGGCUCAUAUGGAAAGUGCAUUGACUAAUCUCUCGAACAAGAUGGUUUGUAGCGUCGGUGUGCAAGUGGGAGAGACACUGCUGUCCGACCAUCAGGAUCUGUGUGUGUCCACUGAGAAAGACAGGAUUUAUCUGCAGGAAUCCCAAGGAGAGGAGGGGCUUUCUCCCUCUGAAAGUCUCUGCAAGGAGUCUCCAGAAGCAGUGGAUUUACAAUGCAUGGUUGACCUUCCAUGCACAAUCUUCAAAGAAACUGGGAUUGGUGUGGGGAGAGGAGACGGCAUAAUUCAUGAAACCCCAUGGACAGAAGACUUACAGAAACCAGAGACAAUUCAGGAAAAUGGUCUUCAAGGACUCGACGCUCUUGAGGAACCUUCUUCACACUCUAUAGUAGAUCCAGAGUCUCAUCCGUUCAGCUCAGUUCUAGAUAACAUUCCCAGCGUUGACCUUUCCACUGACAGUAUAAACCAAUGGGACCUCGGCCUUAUGGAAGUAAGUUCUUCGCUGUCCGUUGAAAAGUCACCAGAGUCUCCUCAAUCCAGCAAAACCCCAGCGGAGGCCACUGAACUCAGCCAGGAAUCAGGUAACAGUGCUGCGAAUGCAAAAAAGGUGCGUUUCCAGCUGAGCCAAACGCCUUUCGAUUGCAAACUGUUACGGCCGUGUUCUGUGCAACUCGUGAACCUCCUGAUGCUGUCAAGUGAGCAAAGGGCGAACGGAUCCAGCAAAAAAUGCUUCUCUACACCCAAAGACCUGCGAGCCCAUCAGCGCGUCCACACGGGACGUCGGCUGUGCUGCUUUAAAGAGUGCGGGAACGGCAUUUGGCGCCUGCAGGGCGUCCUCUCACACGGGCAUGCUCACGUCUGCAAGAUCUGCGGCAAGAAGUUCAAACGCAAGAAGAUCCUAAAGCGCCACGAGCGCUUUCAUACGGGCGAAAAGCCGUAUUCGUGCAGAAAGUGUAAAAAGACAUUCGCCCUGCGGAAAAGCUUGCGAAGGCACGAGCGCUUCCACACGGGAGAGAGACCUCACGUCUGCCCGCACUGCAGGAAAGGCUUCCGUCUCAAAAACAAUCUCAAGGCUCACCUGCGCUUUCACACUGGGGAAAAGCCCUUCGUUUGCAACCUGUGCUCGAAGGGUUUUAGGAUCCUCAAGAACCUCGAGAAACACAGACUCGCUCACUCGGCGCCGGUUAGCUUUCGAACUCUUCAGUAGCGGAGCAAACAUUUUGCGUGACCUAAACCAAACGCCAUAUUUCUACCUCGCAUCAGAACCACUGGAUCCAGCCGGUAAAUAAAGCAGGUUAUGAGAACAUUGAGGUGACUCGUUUUAUGUGUUUCGCCUUGAUAUCAUGUUGUAACCGUUUUUCUCAUGCUGAUUAGGAUCGUUUGUGGACCGUUUUCUUGUUUUUUUGUUUUGUUUUUUUAGUCUUUGCCCUUGACUGCAUCUGUACUAAUCAUAUAUAUAUGCUUUGAAAAACAAGUUUUUUUUUUUUUUUUUUUUUGUCGUUUCAUGCCACUAAAUGUAAAACGUCCAGGGCAUUAGAGGGUUCAAUCAUGCAGUCCAACACAGACUUGACUAAUAAUUGCUUGCUGUAAAUACUAGUGUCAUACUUAUGGGAUGCUUUUAAACUCUUUUAUUUGUAAAACUGUUUUAACAUGCCUGUCUGGACUCAUUCUAGAGGAUUUUUGUGUGGUUGAACACUGGAGAUAUUUGGAUGCUGCAGGAUUCACAGGGCUUUAUAUGUCCUUUUAAUCAUUUUUAAAGCGACAUACUUUAGAGUCUUGUUCACUACUUGUUUAGCACGCUUUGCUCACUUUAAGCU
Megalobrama amblycephala (Wuchang bream) is the source of this 2086-nucleotide messenger RNA. RefSeq lists its product as uncharacterized. Bases 61 to 1476 code for a protein of 471 amino acids. The transcript is spliced from 4 exons. The record is from RefSeq and is a predicted model, not a curated record. Gene Ontology annotation, biological process: regulation of transcription by RNA polymerase II. Lineage: Eukaryota; Metazoa; Chordata; Actinopteri; Cypriniformes; Xenocyprididae. Gene Ontology annotation, molecular function: DNA-binding transcription factor activity, RNA polymerase II-specific; RNA polymerase II cis-regulatory region sequence-specific DNA binding.